This is a messenger RNA of Amblyraja radiata (thorny skate), 3112 nucleotides long. Its product is annotated as extracellular calcium-sensing receptor-like. Bases 1 to 2796 code for a protein of 931 amino acids. Gene Ontology annotation, cellular component: plasma membrane. The transcript is spliced from 7 exons. The record is from RefSeq and is a predicted model, not a curated record. Gene Ontology annotation, biological process: G protein-coupled receptor signaling pathway. Gene Ontology annotation, molecular function: G protein-coupled receptor activity. NCBI's taxonomy places the organism in Eukaryota, Metazoa, Chordata, Chondrichthyes, Rajiformes, Rajidae.
AUGUGGGGCAUGUUGCUGUUGGGAUGGGGUUGGCUCGUCUUUGUCCCCAGACCCGCAAUAAAUCAGGCCAGCUGUAGACCUCGCCAGAUCUUUGACAUUCCGGGCUUGGCGCAAGACGGGGACCUUAUCAUCGGCGGGAUCUUCCAUUUCCACAGCCACGCGGCCAAGCAAUCCCAACCUCACCCCUUCACAACUCAGCCUCGAUCACCGGACUGCGGGAAGUUUAAAGCGCUGACAGGAAUACUCAGGCAGGCAGUGCCCAUGGUCCUAGUGUGGGAUGGGCUCAUCUCACUGGAAUAUGAGCCGGCCCUCGGCACUUGGGUUCGAGGCUUCCAGGCCACUGGUUCAUCUUGGAUCCACUUUGACCUGAAAGAAUUUCAGCUGGCGCAGUCCAUGAUCUUUGCCAUUGAAGAAAUCAACAGCAGUAACAGGCUGCUGCCGAACGUCACCCUGGGCUAUCGGAUCUACGACGGCUGCCGCAGUGAGACGCUGUCGGUGAAGGCGGUGAUGGCUCUCAUCAGUCUCCAGGAGGAGGAUGUGGUUGAGUCGCCGUGUACAAGCGCCCCCCGAAUGCCCGCUCUACUGGCCGACGCUGGUUUCAUCAGCUCGCUCGCCGAGACUAUCCUGACCGCCCCCUUUAACAUCCCGACAGUACGUACCACAGUGACAAAUCCUAUCUUAAAUUCCCUCUCAUGUGGUGUUGCUCUAUUUGUUUUCGGGUUGGGACAAACUGAGGAUUUCUCUGCCAUAUGCGAAUGCUUCGGCGACAGGGAUGUCCCCACGCUGUUCGAAAUGGUCCCCAGCGAUUCCUAUCAAAUCCGAGCCAUCUCGUUACUGGUGGAGUAUCUCGGGUGGAACUGGGUGGGACUCAUUCAAAGCAAUUCCACCUACGUCGCCAUGGAGAGCGAACAUAUUGUCCACAACUUCCAAAAAUCUGGUAUCUGCAUCGCCUAUCGGGCCUCCGUCUCAGAGACUGACCCCCCCGAGAAAAUCCGCGAGGUGGUCAACACAAUGAAGAAGGCUCCCACCAAGAUUGUCAUCGUGUUCGCUGCCCUGGCCGAUAUGGAAGUCUUACUACACGAGGUGGUGCGGCAGAAUGUGACAGGGAUCCAGUGGGUCGGGAGUGAAUCUUGGGUUACCAACCCAAUCUUGAGUCCGGAGCAGAGCGCACGGUUCCUGACAGGGGCUUUGGGUUUCGUGGUUCCCGAUAGAAAUGUGCCGGGCUUGAAUGAGUUCUUGCUACGGGUCAGUCCUCUCCGGUCCCCGCGGAACCCCCUGGUGGAUGCGUUCUGGGAGAAAUCGUUCGGAUGCGCCAUGCCAAGGCCGCAAGAUGUAGCGGGUAAAGACACAUCGUCUCCGCUUGGACAAUGCACAGGGACGGAGCGCUUACAGGACAUUACCAACCAAUACACCGAUACCUCGCACCUACAUGUUUCCUUCCGAGUGUUCAACGCCAUGUUCGCCAUAGCUCAGGCACUUCACGAUAUGUUAUCCUGUGAGAAGAACGGGUGUGCCGAGACACAGGACUUCCUAUCCCACCAGCUGCUGUAUUAUUUGGAAACAUUGAACACCACGGUGAUUAAUGGUAGCAGCAUGCACUCUCAUCAAGAUGGAAGCUGGGUCCCAAAAUAUGACCUAAUAAACUGGCAAGAAAGCGCCAGUGGUUAUGCUGCCAUAAUGACCGUCGGGAAAUAUGAUGGCUCUGCGACCUUUGGCAACGAGUUGACGAUAAAUGACCAGGCUAUUGUCUGGAGCUACGGCAGAGAGGCCCCUCGAGGAAGAUGUUCAGACAGCUGCUUCCCUGGAACAAGGAAGGAGACAAGGCUUGGAGAACCCGCGUGUUGUUUUGACUGUGUACCGUGCCACGAUGGUGAAAUUAGUAACGUCACAGAUGCUAUGUUUUGUACCAGUUGCCCAUUGGAAUACUGGCCCAAUCAACCGAAGACUGAAUGCCUACUGAAGGAUCUCGAGUACCUCUCCUUCGAAGACACAAUAGGUGCCACAUUGGCCAGUUUUGCAGUUGGGGGUACCUGCCUGACCAUAGCCACCAUUGUGAUAUUCUACCACUACAGGCACAGCCCACUGGUCCGUGCCAAUAACUCGGAGCUGAGCUUCAUCAUUCUUUUCUCCUUGGGACUCUGCUUCCUCUGUGCCCUGGCAUUUAUUUCCAGCCCGUCCCACUGGUCCUGCAUUCUCCGUUUCACGGUGUUUGGGGUGACCUUCGCCAUGUGUCUGGCAGGGGUCUUGGGCAAGACGAUUGUUGUACUCAUGGCCUUCAAGACCAGAUCGCCCAAAAACCAGGCAAUGAGAUGGUUCAGCCCCAAUCGCCAGCGGUUGGCCGUGUUAAUCCUCACCUUUGUCCAAUGUAUCAUCUGCAUCUUUUGGAUCAUCCAGUCUCCUCCUUACCCGUUCAAAAGUUCAACCUACUACCCAAACGUGCUGAGCUUGGAAUGCCAGGUUGGGUCCGAUGCCUACUUCUGGGGGGUUUUCAUUAUCAUCUUCCUCUUGACUGGGAUAACUCUGUUCUUCGCUUUCCUCGCUCGGAAACUCCCCGAUUCCUUCAAUGAGGCGACGCACAUAACCUUCAGUCUGCUCAUCUUCUGCGCGGUCUGGAUCACCUUCUUCCCCGUGUACGCAAGCGCCCCAGAGAAGUACGCUGCCUCCGUGCAUGUCUUCGCGAUCUUGGCCUCCAGCUUCAGCCUCCUGCUUUGUAUCUUUGCCCCCAAGUGUUACAUUAUCUUGUUCAAGCCAGAACGUAACACUAAGAAGUGUCUCUUCACCUACUCAUCCCCAUGAAUUAAACACUCCAGAAGGCUGGGUGCAGAUAAAUGGAAUUAGCAUGGAUGGAUUGGGCCGAAGGGCCUAUUUCAUAAGUUCAUGAGUUCAUGUUAUAGGAACAGAAUUAGGCCGUUCGGCCCAUCAUGUCCACUCUGUCAUUCAAUCAUGGCUGAUCUACCUUUCUCGCUCAACCCCAUUCUCUUUUCCCCAUAAUCCUUGACACCCUUAUUAAUCAAGAAUCUGUCACUUCCUGCCUUAACAAUACCCAAUGAUCUCCUUCACCAUCUGUGGCAAUGCAUUCCAUGCUUUGGAGAUACAGUAUGGACACCGGUCC